CCCCCUCCCCCCUCCCUCUCGAUCUCAUGCACACACACUCGAUGAUGUACUGAUGUGGUACACUCCACAUGCCCUACACACACUCAGCAUUGUGCUCUGAUCUCCAUGCGACUGGACAGACCUACGUAAGAUGUGUGGUGUGGAUGUGGAUCUAGACGAUGAAGGUGUGCAGGAUGAGUGUGAGGUGGAGGAAGUUACCCACGAUGCAAUGCAUUUGUUGGCCCCGCCUCCAGCAGAGUGUAACGGGACGGUGUGGGGGUCACGGCGGGGUUACGGUGUGUGUGUGCUGUGUGGCCUGCUGCUGGUGCUGUGGAAUGCAGGAGUGGGCGUGGCCUGUGUGACACUGCUGUUUGUCGUGUUCAUGCUGGUGUUAACACCGCCAAUACUUCUACUGUACACUGGCUUCCUAUGCCACACACGGGUCCUGGCUUCCCCCUCCCCUCUUUGCAGUUACCUUGACGACAACAGUUGCUCUGCCCUUAUCAUCUUAGGAUUCGUGAUGGUGUCACCGUUAGUCAUGGUUGCUGCAGCAACAUUCUGCAGCCUGCUCAGAAGAUUCCACAUCCUUCAGCUAUUUCAGCCAAUCAGCACAGCUCAAUAUAGGGGGCGGGGCUUCAGCUGGAGGCAGGAUGUCCAUGCUUGGGUUUGAUUGGCAGGUUCUGUGAUUCACGACUUUAUUGUUAAUUCCUCUGAGAAGCCUGAAUUUUAAACCAUAAAUGAAUUAAACACAAACUAGUGUGCAUAUAGACAGUCGCUAACUUUUAGAGGCAAUGCGGCCAAUCACAAUAUAGAAUAUAGAAUAUCACAAUGCGGCCAAAAACUAAAUCUGCACCGUGUUUCUUUACCACAGAUACAGUGAGAGAUAUGAGACAUAUACAGUGAGACUGAGUGUGUUUGCAGGUAAAGUGGACGUUGUUAUGUAAAUUAAGAGGACUUUUUUUUAUUUAAGUUUGCAAACUUUGCUCUUGUUAGAUCACACUAGCAGCCAAAUCUCCACACUGAUUGUGCAGACACACUGCAGUUUGUGUCACACACUCAGCUUUAGGCCAACUGUGUUCUCAGAUCAGAUGAGCAGAGUCAGCUAACUGUGCUAGCAACGUUCAUUCACCACAGACCCCAGAGACCUCUGUUAUGUCCCUCCAAGCUAAAGAUCACUUCAGAAGUAUCUGUACACAUGCAGUGGGGGCAGCGGUAUACAGGAGACCUUACUUUCACAGAAGAUCGCUUAUUAGAGUGUGUGUGUGUGUGUGUGUGUGUGUGUGUGUGUGUGUGUGUGUGUGUGUGUGUGUGUGUGUUGAUCUAAAGUAAAUGCUAGUCUUUUCAAGGUAUUGAAGUGAUACUGGAAUUUGUUUAUUCUGUUGGUCACUGUUGAGAGUAGAGCUGAGUGUUGUGAUGUCAUCGCUCUGCUCGUCUGUGUUCACUGCACAACACCACUGCUACAAUCUGUCUGUCUGUCUGUCUGUCUGUCUGUCUGUGUCUGUGAAUUACAUGGCAACACAUAACGCUCUCUUUAUGUUCUUUAAGAUUUAUGGCACACUCUUCCUCUUCUUCUUCUUCUUCUUCUUUCUCUUCUUCUUCUUUCUCUUCUUCUUCCUCUUCUUCUUCUUCCUCUUCUUCCUCUUCGUCACGUUUGCUCUGUGCUGAGGUCAGGGUGAUGGUGUUUUCACUCUCACAGGGUUUUGGCCAGGAUUACAGAGCAAUGCUGUUUCAGAUGUCAGUGUAAAAACAUCCCCACAGAGUUUACAUUCUAACUGCAGCUGAUGAUGUCAUGAUGGGCGUCACAGCAGUUUGACCAAUAAGCAGCUUAAUCUCGAUAUAACUUGGAUACAUGAAUGUAAUUCUUAUAAUACCUGUAUAAUGUGGAGUAAAGAUGAAAUAAAUUGUGUAUCUUUGUGAAUUAUAA
This is a messenger RNA of Tachysurus fulvidraco (yellow catfish), 1903 nucleotides long. It is a transcript of the gene tmem88bl, whose product is annotated as transmembrane protein 88. The transcript has 3 exons. Lineage: Eukaryota; Metazoa; Chordata; Actinopteri; Siluriformes; Bagridae. The record is from RefSeq and is a predicted model, not a curated record. The coding region runs from base 131 to 649 and encodes 172 amino acids. Gene Ontology annotation, cellular component: plasma membrane. Gene Ontology annotation, molecular function: PDZ domain binding.